This is a messenger RNA of Monoraphidium neglectum, 268 nucleotides long. RefSeq lists its product as hypothetical. The annotation marks the transcript as partial. The record is from RefSeq and is a predicted model, not a curated record. Lineage: Eukaryota; Viridiplantae; Chlorophyta; Chlorophyceae; Sphaeropleales; Selenastraceae. The transcript has a single exon.
GCGCAACAGGUCGGUCGUCAGGGCAGACGUCAUGGCGGCAUCGAUGGCAGUAUCAGCAGCAGCGUUUGUGAUGGCAGCGGCGGCACCCACAGGAGAGGCGUCAGCGCGCAACGCCCCUGCAGCAGCAGCAGGCAGGGCUACACUAGCCAGUUGUGAUGCGGCAGUCACGAGCCAGGCUGCCGCUGCAGCGGCAGCGGCGCUGCUGCCUCCGCCGCCCCAGCGGGCUCUGGCAUUUGGAGGGAUGGACACGGCACCUGCAGCGGCUUAA